Culex pipiens pallens (northern house mosquito) is the source of this 5214-nucleotide messenger RNA. RefSeq lists its product as uncharacterized. The record is from RefSeq and is a predicted model, not a curated record. The coding region runs from base 1 to 5214 and encodes 1737 amino acids. Gene Ontology annotation, molecular function: nucleic acid binding. The transcript is spliced from 2 exons. Lineage: Eukaryota; Metazoa; Arthropoda; Insecta; Diptera; Culicidae. Gene Ontology annotation, biological process: DNA integration.
AUGGCGGCCGAGAAGAAAAUCGCGGUGACGUCAUACACCCGUAUGAUUGACUCCAUUAAGGAGCGGGGUAAAAAACUGUUGAUCUUUGUGCGUGAUUUUGAUUCCGAGAAGCUUGAUCGCUCACUUCUCGAAGACAAGCAGGAAUCGGUCGAAGAAAUGCGUUCUUUGUUCCACGAGACCGAGGUUAAAUUGUACGGUGUCAUUAAAGAGGAUGAGGUUUCGGCAUUCCAACAAACCAACGAGGAAGUGGAGGACUUGCUCGACGAGAUCCGCCAUCUUGUUCGACAAAGACUGCGAGAAAUCGAUCCUCCCAAGCCGGUGAGUGAGCAGGUCAAGGUAUCUUCCUCUCAUCAAGCCCAUCCCAAGUUGCCCGACAUUCCCCUCCCUCACUUCAGCGGAAACCCGGAAGAUUGCGAGAAGCUGUUCUACCUGUGGGCGGCCAUUCAAGAUGGCAAAGCACGCUUCAUCCAGUCUGCAGAAGACACUUUUGUCUCUCUGUGGAAAGCUCUUCGCCACGAGUACGAGAACAAACGAGUCCUGGUAGAAAAGCACAUUGCCCAAUUGUUCCACCUGGAGCCCAUUGCUAGCGAAUCUGGAUCAGAUCUGCGGACUCUGAUCAAUGAAGUUAGCCAAUCCCUAAGAGCCCUUGCAAACAUGAAUCUCAAAGUCGAGCCGUUGUCCGAGCAGUUCAUGAUCUACCUGGUGUGUUCGCGUCUCGAUCCAGGUACACGCAAAGAUUUCGAGCUACAGCUGACCAUCAACGCGUUGCCGUCCUGGGAAAAGCUGUUCGAAUACCUCCAGUCCCGGUGCAGGUGUCUUGAGAGCAUAGAGAACGAGGCUAAGGACAAGUCUGCCCCACGUGGUAAGACCACCCCCCAAGAAAGAUCUGCCCCUCGCCAGUCCAAGGCCUUUCCGAUUCAAACAGCUCCUUCACGGUCGAGGUCCAGCAACAGCAACGUGAAGUGCUUCGUGUGCAAGGGUGCGCACUAUUUGAACAAAUGUGGUCAGUUCUUAACCCUGUCUGCGUCGGAUCGUUCUGCCAAGAUCAAGGAGUUGGGCCUUUGUCUAAACUGCUUCAGCAACAAGCACUACCUGAGGGAGUGCCGAAGCAGCUCGUGUCGUACGUGUGGUGGUCGUCACCAUACUCUGUUGCAUCUGCCCCACACUGCCCCAACCUCCAACGUCCCCAACCAAGAGCAAGCACCAACACCAUCACAGAGCAUGUCGUCAUCGAACUCUGUCGUUGGGUGUGACACGUCGUCGAUCCCUUCAGCGAAGCAAUUUGUGCUGUACACUGCGGUGGGAGUUGUUGAGGACGCCUAUGGAAAUUCGAUCAAGUGCCGUAUUUUGCUCGAUUGUGGCUCGAUGCACAAUAUCAUCUCGUCCCGAAUCGUCAACAUGCUGAAACUCCCCAAGGUCAAGGCCAACGUUUGUGUAGCUGGUGUGUCUGGAGCACAACAGUUGAUCAAGAGCAAGGUAGCAGCAAGGAUUCGCUCUACCACGAACCCCGAUUGUUUGUACGAGCUGGAGUUUCUCAUGAUGAAGAAGAUCACAACAGACAUCCCGAUCGAAACCUUUGAUGUCGACCCCGAGCGGUUCCCAGCAGGUGUGCACCUGGCAGACCCUUUGUUCAAUCGAUCGCGACGAAUCGAUAUUCUGUUGGGCAUCCAAACGUUCAAUGAUCUUUUUACGGGCGCGUCGUUUCCUCUGGCAGAUGAUCGUACACUUUGGUGCAAGGAAACGACCUUUGGCUGGGUCGUGGGCGGAGCGACCGAGCGACGAGCAGAUGAGACUUCCACGCGCACGUGCGGAGUCGUGACCAACGAGAUGCUGAGCGAGCAGAUCAAGCAGUUCUGGGACUCCGAGGCCGUUCCAGAAACCCGUGCGCUGACCGCGGACGAGCGGGCAGCCGAGCAGAGCUACUCGGACACUUGCCGGAGACUUCGAGACGGCCGAUACGAAGUUGGACUUCCGGUGAAGGAGAGCAUCCGAGAACUUGGCGAUAGUCGUGCGAUGGCGCUGAGCAGAUUUGUGCAGAUGGAGCGAAGGAUGCAUCGCGACGAGAACCUUCGUGAGCAGUACGUGGCGUUCAUGAAGGACUACGAAGACCAAGGGCACAUGAUCGAGGCGGACGAGGUCCCGGGUGGAUACUUCAUGCCCCACCACGCGGUGUUCAACCCGGCGAGCACCACUACAAAGACGCGUGUCGUGUUCGACGCCUCAGCCGGUACAACAUCUGGGAGCUCCCUGAACGAUCAUCUGUACGUCGGUCCGGCCCUGCAGCGGAAGCUCUACGACAUCGUGAUCCGCUUCCGUUUUCCCCAGUUCGUGUUUACGGCCGACAUGACCCAGAUGUUCCGACAGAUUCGGAUUCGAUCAGAAGACCGGAAGUACCAACAAAUUUUCUGGCGGAGGCAUCCAGAUGAGCUCGUGAAGGUGUACCAGCUAGCUACGGUGACGUACGGGACAGCCUGUGCACCAUUUUUGGCAACCAGAACUUUGGCGCAAGUGUGCAAAGACGAGAUCGAGCGCUUUCCCCUGGCGGCGAAGGCGGGAACUGACGACGUGUACAUGGACGACUUGUUGAGUGGUGCUGACACGCUGGAAGAAGCGUUGGCGCUGCAGAAGGAGUUUGUCGCGAUGAUGAAGUCGGCUGGAUUUGACCUGCACAAGUGGGCAUCCAACCACCCGGACCUGCUGAAGUCGGUUCCGAACGCCGACAACGAGCAGGACGCGUUCUUCAAGGACCAGAAGACCACGCGAACAUUGGGGUUAACUUGGCAACCCAGCAGCGACAAGUUCCUCACCAAGCUGCACGAGAUUCGCUUCAACACUGGGCCACCGACGAAGCGAUCCCAGUACUCUGACAUCGCGAAACUGUACGACCCGAUCGGACUGCUGGGUCCUGUCAUCUUCAAGGCGAAGGUGAUGAUGCAGAAGCUGUGGGAAGUUGAGGUCGAGUGGGACGAUGUCUUACCAGACACCGAGGAGUGGGAUACCUUCCGCAACCAGAUCGCCGAGAUGGGUGAAAUUGAAAUUCCUAGAAACGUAAUCCCACACCCAAAUCCGCUCCAGAUAGAACUGCAUGGCUUCAGCGAUGCAUCGAUGUUGGGAUACGGAGCAGCUGUCUACGUUCGGUGCGUGUACAGCAGGGAGUACAGCACAGUCAGAUUGCUCACCUCAAAGUCUCGAAUCGCACCCAGCAAAAACGCAAAACAGACCAUUCCGCGCCUAGAACUUGAUGGCGGGCUUGUACUUGCACGACUAAUCUCUAACCUAACGCACAUAUUGAGCAUUCCCUUUACUAGAAUAGUUUGUUGGAUGGAUUCCACCGUGGCGCUUUCCUGGAUCCGGACCGACCCAGGCAGACUCGACACCUACGUCAGCAACCGAGUCAUUCAGAUCCAAGAACUGACCAAGAACUUUGAAUGGAAGUACGUCAGCACGCACGAGAACCCCGCUGAUGUACUCUCUCGCGGCUUACUGCCGACCGAAAUCCGAGAGUGUCCGAUCUGGUGGCAAGACGAGACGUAUUUGGACCAGAACGAGCCCCUCUGGCCAGCCCAACCUCCCACCAUACCUGUAGAGCAACUCCCGGAAACGCGAAACCCAACAGUAAGCCUCCCAGUCACUGAUCCUCCUGCCAUGUUCAACCUGUUCGAGAUCGAGAGCAGCUUCCGGAGAAUGCAGCGAACGAUGGCGACGAUGCUGCGGUUCAUCGACUGCAUCCGGAAGGACGAUCAACGAGAGCGUCGGAGCGGACAUCUGACCAUCGCCGAACUCAACCGAGCAACGGCGGCGCUGACGAGCAUUGCUCAACGAGAGGCGUUCCCCGACGACUUUCAACAGCUGGAGUCCGGAAAGGUAAUUCACAGUAGAAGUAAACUAAUCACCCUCUGUGUGUUCCCAGACCGUUCUAAGUUCAACGUGCUGCGAGUGGGCGGACGGCUCCGUCACUCCAACCUCACCGUGGGUCAGAAACACCCCAUGGUCUUGCCGUCGAAGCACCCGUUCACCGACGCCGUGGUACGGUCCUACCACGAGGAAUUUCUACAUGCCCCGCAGCAACUGCUGCUGAGCGCGUUACGGCAACGAUUCUGGGUGCAGCACGGGCGCAGUACGGUGCGUAAGAUCAUUCGACGAUGUGUCACUUGCUUCAAGGCGAAGCCGGUGGCUAUGCAGCAGAUGAUGGGCGACCUACCCAAGGCCCGUCUCGAAGGUGUGUGCCCGUUCUUCAACGCUGGUGUGGACUUCGCUGGCCCGAUGUACAUCCGCCAGCACAACAAGCGUUCGACGGUCACAUACAAGGCGUACGUGGCGGUCUUCCUCUGCUUCGCUACACGUGCCAUACACCUGGAGCUUGUGGGAGACCUGACGGCCGAUGCGUUCAUCGCCGCCCUGCAACGUUUCGUCUCGAGGAGAGGUAAACCGGUCAAGCUUUUUUCCGAUAACGGUCUUAAUUUCGUCGGCAGCAAGAACAAGUUGAGGGAUCUGUACGAGCUGUUUCGGUCCCAGCAACUCAAGGGCAAGCUGGACGACUUCUGCACCAAGACCUCGAUCGACUGGCGCAUGAUCCCUCCCAACGCUCCGCACUUCGGAGGACUCUGGGAGGCCGGCGUGCGCUCUGCCAAGUACCACCUCAAGCGGAUCACCGGGACAGCCAACAUGAACUUCGAGGAGUUCACGACCGUUCUCGCUCGCAUCGAGGCUGUGCUGAACUCGAGACCGAUCAGCCCGAUGUCGGAGGACCCAACCGAUGCCACACCUCUCACGCCUGGUCACUUCCUGGUGGGACGACCGUUGACCGACAUCGCCGAACCAGACCUGUCGGACCGCAAAGAGACGACCCUGUCGCGUUGGCAGCGGCAGACGCAGAUGGUGCAACACUUUUGGGCUCGCUGGCACCAGGACUACCUCACAACCUUGCAGAACCGAAACAAGUGGCACAAGCGGUACGAGAUCAAGCCUGGGCAGCUAGUGAUCAUCCGAGAGGACAACGUGCCGACGAUGCAGUGGAAGCUAGGGCGAAUCGAGAACGUCAUCCCGGGUCCUGACGGCCUAGUGCGGGUGGCUGACGUACGAGCUGGCAAGAAGGUGAUUCGACGGGCGAUCGCGAAGCUGUGCCUGUUGCCGAUCGAGGACAACGACGCUGAACAACCCGAAGCUGAGGCUGCAGACGACGGCAGCAACGAUCAGGAAGAACAAGAAGAUUGA